This is a messenger RNA of Oncorhynchus nerka (sockeye salmon), 1732 nucleotides long. RefSeq names its product G-protein coupled receptor 83-like. The transcript has 4 exons. Lineage: Eukaryota; Metazoa; Chordata; Actinopteri; Salmoniformes; Salmonidae. Gene Ontology annotation, cellular component: plasma membrane. The coding region runs from base 13 to 1413 and encodes 466 amino acids. The record is from RefSeq and is a predicted model, not a curated record. Gene Ontology annotation, biological process: neuropeptide signaling pathway. Gene Ontology annotation, molecular function: neuropeptide Y receptor activity.
UCCCCAGCAGACAUGCGAGUUGCGUGUCUGUGGCUGUCCCUCACCUAUUUGGUCCCCAGCCUCGACAGGUUGGGGGCACGGGAAUACAACAACUCAACCAUUUUCGGCGGGGGUACAUUUGUGGAUGCAGAAGGGCUGCUGAACCUGUCAGCUCCGUAUACGCCCAACCUGACAAAUGUCUUCUCGCUUGACCUGGACGACGGCACGCUCGCGGACUGGCGCUCCAUGGCAGUUAAAAAUUGCUAUGGUGGAGAGUCCCAUAACCGGACAGUGAAAUCACUACUGGUCCUGGCUUACUCGUUCAUCAUUGUCAUCUCGCUGUUCGGAAACACGCUGGUGUGCCAUGUGGUGAUCAAGAACAAGCGGAUGCACUCCGCCACGAGUCUGUUCAUCAUUAACCUCGCAGUGGCAGACAUUCUUAUAACGCUGCUCAACAUGCCCUUUACUUUGGUCCGUUUUGUGAAUAGCAGCUGGUGGUUCGGGAAGGGAAUGUGCCACAUCAGCCGGUUCGUCCAGUAUUGCUCCCUGCACGUAUCCACACUCACGCUCACGGCAAUCGCGCUGGACAGACGCCAGGUCAUUCUCCACCCUCUGAGGCCCCGCAUGUCCCCGGCUCGUGGUGUUGUGUGUGUGAUUCUUAUCUGGGUCAUGGCCAGCUGCUUCUCCUUGCCUCAUGCCAUCUACCAGGAGCUCCUAACCUUCGUGUACAGUAAGGAGAAGGUGCGCAGCCUUUGUGUCCCCGACUUCCCCGAGCCCUCUGACGUCUAUUGGCAGUGCAUUGACCUCCUCACCUUCAUCCUCCUCUACGUCCUACCCCUCCUCAUCAUCACCGCCGCCUACUCAACCGUGGCACGCCGCCUGUGGCGCCGUAACGCUAUCGGGGACACCACCACUGCGCAGUUCGCUGUGCAGCGGCGGAAGCGGCGGCGCACCCUGGCUAUGUUGUUGGUGGUUGUUGGGGUGUUUGCGGUAUGCUGGUUCCCUCUGAACUGCUACGUGGUGCUUCUCUCCAGCCAGGCCAUUCAGUCAUCCAAUGCCUUGUAUUUCUGUUUUCAUUGGCUGGCGAUGAGCUCGACGUGUUACAAUCCCUUCAUCUACUGUUGUCUGAACCCCGCCUUCCGCCAGGAGCUAAGGCUGCUAUUGGGCAUGUGCCGGAAGAGGGGGCGUGGAGGGGUGGGGCCGGUGCUGGUGGCUCCACCCUCCUGCGCACUCUGCCACAGAGCCGCCUGGCCGGAGAGCCGCACCUGUUCUCGGCCGAGUCACGCCUCUUCACACCCGAGUCGCGCCUCCUCUCGGCCAAGCCACUCCUCGUCCUCUCACCAGCUUCCUAAAGACAGGCAUGUCCUUUUCUCUGCUAGACAUGCCAAUAAAACAGACAUCCUAUCAGUGGAACCUAUAGUAGCUGUCAGUUAACUACAACUACCAGAAUGCACUUGGGUUGGGAUUGUGUGAAUGAUUGAGUUUAUUUGACAAUUAAAGACAUGUAAAAGUUGCUGCAUUUGGUGGUGAGUCCUGUUGAAGGACUACGUUAUUAGCUAAAGACAGUUGGGGCUCUAGAACAGGAAAUGUAUUAUCUUUUAACGUUCAUGACAGCGCCACCUUCGGGAAGAAAGGUUUCAUAUUGAUGGGAACAGGGUGUGAUGAGGUCUGGCAACAAAUGCAACACCCAAACGAACAACUACUCUGUUAGCACAUAUUGUGUACACUGAGUGUACAAAACAUUAAGGACACU